Molecule: messenger RNA, 1491 nt
Organism: Rattus norvegicus (Norway rat)
Lineage: Eukaryota; Metazoa; Chordata; Mammalia; Rodentia; Muridae
Gene: Bckdhb
Product: branched chain keto acid dehydrogenase E1 subunit beta
Exons: 11
Coding region: 29-1201 (390 amino acids)
Cellular component (GO): mitochondrial matrix
Molecular function (GO): branched-chain 2-oxo acid dehydrogenase activity
Source: RefSeq, marked validated
CGUGGGCUGCGGUGCCUGAGAACCCGGGAUGGCGGCGGUGGCUGCGCGCGCCGGUGGGCUGCUGCGGCUCGGGGCUGCAGGAGCGGAGCGGCGGCGGCGCGGAUUGCGCUGCGCUGCGCUGGUGCAAGGCUUCUUGCAACCCGCUGUCGAUGACGCGUCCCAGAAGCGGCGGGUGGCCCACUUCACUUUCCAGCCGGACCCAGAGUCCCUUCAGUAUGGGCAAACUCAGAAAAUGAACCUCUUCCAGUCAAUAACAAGUGCCUUGGAUAACUCAUUGGCCAAAGACCCUACUGCAGUAAUAUUUGGUGAGGACGUUGCCUUUGGUGGAGUCUUCCGAUGUACUGUUGGCUUACGAGACAAAUAUGGAAAAGACAGAGUGUUUAACACCCCGUUGUGUGAACAAGGAAUUGUUGGGUUUGGCAUUGGAAUCGCGGUCACUGGUGCUACAGCUAUUGCGGAAAUCCAGUUUGCCGACUAUAUUUUCCCUGCCUUUGAUCAGAUUGUCAACGAAGCUGCCAAGUAUCGAUACCGCUCUGGCGAUCUUUUCAACUGUGGGAGCCUCACCAUCCGGGCCCCUUGGGGCUGUGUGGGCCAUGGGGCUCUUUACCAUUCUCAGAGUCCUGAAGCCUUUUUUGCCCAUUGCCCAGGAAUCAAGGUGGUUAUACCCAGAAGCCCUUUCCAGGCCAAGGGACUUCUGUUGUCAUGCAUAGAAGAUAAAAAUCCAUGUAUAUUUUUUGAACCUAAGAUACUUUACCGGGCAGCAGUGGAACAGGUCCCAGUAGAACCCUACAAGAUCCCCUUGUCUCAGGCCGAAGUCAUCCAGGAGGGCAGCGAUGUGACUCUGGUUGCCUGGGGCACUCAGGUUCAUGUCAUCCGGGAGGUGGCUUCCAUGGCCCAAGAAAAGCUUGGAGUGUCUUGUGAAGUCAUCGAUCUGCGGACCAUUGUGCCUUGGGAUGUGGAUACAGUUUGUAAGUCUGUGAUCAAAACGGGGCGACUGUUGAUCAGCCACGAGGCGCCCUUGACAGGCGGCUUUGCCUCUGAGAUCAGCUCCACGGUCCAGGAAGAAUGUUUCUUGAACCUAGAGGCUCCAAUAUCUAGAGUGUGUGGAUAUGACACCCCGUUUCCUCACAUUUUUGAGCCCUUUUAUAUCCCAGACAAAUGGAAGUGCUAUGAUGCCCUUCGCAAGAUGAUCAACUACUGACGACUGAGAAAACCAGGAAGAUCAUGACCAGAUAUGGAAAUAUUUUUCUGAACUCUUUUUAUAUUUCCUUGUACUUCUUUCUUCUCACACGUGGUUUUGUGAGAUGAACUAUGGCGGAUACUGGCUGACGAGCUGCGAAUUACUUAUCAUGGCUGUGUAAAGUGGAUUCCUGGAUCUAGUGCAUGAGGGUAACACUUUAGAGGGCACAUGGGCGGUGAUCUUACGAUUGUUUCAUGACUACAAAUAUCCGGUGGUGUUGUGUUCAAUAAAGCAAAAUGGCAUCGCCCUCA